AUGGCUUCAUCAUCGAAUGUAAACGGCAAUCUAAUGGAUGAAUUCGAAGAAGCUUUUCAAAAUUGUCUGCUGUCGCUGACAAAGUUGGAGGCCAAUACUGGUACCAACAAGGAAGAAGUUGAACUGGAAGUGCAGAAAACCACAAAUCGUUUCAUUGAUGUUGCCCGGCAAAUGGAAGCGUUCUUUUUGCAAAAACGAUUCCUAGUGUCCACCCUGAAACCCGAUCAAUUGAUUAAGGAUGAAAAUCAAUAUCUACGCAUUGAAAUACAACGAAAGGAGGCGUUAUUGAAUAAACACUACAGCCGCUUGGAAGAAUGGAAAAGUUGUUUAUCCGAUAUACAACAAAAUCCUGCCAUAUUAAAUCGUCCGGUGGGUCCGGGUGCUGGUGGUUUAGAGUCUGGUGCUGGUUUGGCUGGACCAUCAGGAGCUUCGACAGCAGCAGCGGCGGCGGCUGCAGCAGCUGCUGCAAUGGGUAUGGGUGGUCCACAGCAACAACAACAGCAGCAGCAACGUAUGAUGCCCAAUAUGCCGGGCGGUGGUGGUGGCGCAAUGGCCGGACAAAUGCCUCAAAUGUCUCAGGGUGGUGCCCAACAACAUUUACAAAAUCAGAAAAUGUUACAGGCCCAACAAAUGCAACAGUUUCGUAUGAUGGGGAAAUUACCGAAAUAG
This is a messenger RNA of Musca vetustissima, 669 nucleotides long. RefSeq names its product mediator of RNA polymerase II transcription subunit 28-like. The transcript has a single exon. NCBI's taxonomy places the organism in Eukaryota, Metazoa, Arthropoda, Insecta, Diptera, Muscidae. Bases 1 to 669 code for a protein of 222 amino acids. The record is from RefSeq and is a predicted model, not a curated record. Gene Ontology annotation, cellular component: mediator complex.